Entrophospora candida is the source of this 1509-nucleotide messenger RNA. NCBI's taxonomy places the organism in Eukaryota, Fungi, Glomeromycota, Glomeromycetes, Entrophosporales, Entrophosporaceae. The record is from the annotation of a GenBank genome assembly.
AUGUCAACAGGCCCACAUACCCCACAUACUGACGAAUUAAUGAGUGAUCCUAUAAAUAGCACUCUUUGUUCGAUAACUGCAGCUGAUGAUAUUAUUUUGGAUACUCAAGAGGAAAAUUCUGCUAACGAGGAAGAUCGUAGACAUAAUAAAACAGAUGAAGAUUCUUAUAGACCUAGAAAAAGAAGAGGUUCCAGUAGAUCGUAUUCACCACAUAGACGCUCAAGAUCCCCUAGACGUUCUAGAUCUCCUAGACCAGUCUCAUUAAGACGUUCCCGAUCUCCACGUACACCAUCACCUUAUCCAUCAUCAAAUAGUUAUCGCAAUUUCACUCGUCAUUUUGAUAGUAGGGAAGGAGGACAUCAUACAGCCUCGGUUAUUCGAAAUAGGGAAAGGGAUAGACGUACAGGAAGUGUUAUUGGUGGAACUAAUAAUAGAUUAUCUCCUCCUUACCCCAAUCCACAUUCUCGUGACAGAUAUAAUGGUCGACCUUUUAUUAAACAGGAGAAAUCAUACAGUCAGAGAUUAUCGGCAAAGGAAACAGCAGCAUUGACCGCAUCACAAAGAUCACAAAAAGAAUGUCGUGUUUAUGUUGGUAAUUUAGCUUAUGAAAUUAAAUGGGCUCAAUUAAAAGAUUUUAUGCGUCAAGCUGGUGAAGUUGUUUUUGCUGAUGUUUUAAUGCAAUCAAAUGGAAUGUCAAAAGGUUGUGGUGUUGUAGAAUAUCGUACACCCGAGGAUGCAAGACGAGCUAUUGAAACAUUGAAUGAUACACAACUGUUAGGAAGACCUGUAUUUAUUAGAGAGCUUCCUUAUUCGGUUGGUUGGCAGGAACUUAAGGAUCUUUUUAGAAAUGCUGGAAAUAUUAUUAGAGCAGAUAUUCUUGUAGGACAAGACCGAAGAUCGAAGGGGUCUGGGACAGUAUUAUUUGAGACACCGGAAGAUGCUGCAAAUGCGAUUUCAGCAACAACAACUUCAUCAUUAGCAGCAACGCCAGCAUCAACAACGGCAGGUGGAGGUGGAAAUUCAACUACGGUCGGUGGAGGAAUUGGAGGAUUUAAUCCAAUUGGAGGAGAGACAACAACAUUUGAUACAUAUGGACAAGUAGUAGCAUAUGGAGGAGAUUUUUCAGGUACUACUGGUGCAGGUGGUAUGAUAGAUUAUAGAGUAGGAAGGAGAGGGGGAGGGGAAUUUUCCACGGCAGGUUAUCCAGCAGCAGCAUAUACUGGAACAUUUGGCGGUUCUGCAGGGUUUUAUCCUACUCCUGGGUUAAAUACUUCAACAACAAUUGGUACUCAAAUAUUUGUAAGAAAUUUGCCGUUCAAUACUACAAAUUUAGAUUUGAGAGAGUUGUUUAAACAUUGUGGUAAUGUCGUUAGAGCAGAAAUUUUACCUAAAGGAGCAGGACUUGUACAAUUUGAUUCGAAUGAAUCGGCUCGUUUUGCAGUUGAAAAAUUUAGCGGUUAUAUGUAUGGAGGACGUGGAAUAGAAGUGAACUUUGAUCGAUUUACAUGA